Messenger RNA from Pseudomyrmex gracilis, 3600 nucleotides. It is a transcript of the gene Mat89Ba, whose product is annotated as nucleolar protein 6. NCBI's taxonomy places the organism in Eukaryota, Metazoa, Arthropoda, Insecta, Hymenoptera, Formicidae. Gene Ontology annotation, biological process: tRNA export from nucleus; rRNA processing. The record is from RefSeq and is a predicted model, not a curated record. Bases 138 to 3518 code for a protein of 1126 amino acids. The transcript has 11 exons. Gene Ontology annotation, cellular component: UTP-C complex; small-subunit processome; CURI complex.
CUCAGGCUUCUUUCUGCUAAGGAUAAAGGUUAGAACAUUCACGUGGGCAUAAGUACGUCAGUGUUUACGCAUUUAAAAAAAAAAAAACAUUUUUAUGCUAAAUGAGGAGUUGUGUUAAUUAUUAAAUAUUACACGAAAUGGGAUCCUGCACAAUGAAUAACGAAAAGAAAAGAAAGAAAGUAACUGACGAAUUAACUAAUGUGGUGACUAAAAAACAAAAGUUUGAAAAAACUAUUCUUUACAAGCAACCAACAGUGGAAGAACUUAAUCAACUUAGAGAAACUGAGACUUUAUUCCAUUCAAACUUAUUCAAACUUCAGAUUGAAGAAGUUCUCAAUGAAGUCAAACUUAAGGAUAAACAUAAAGCAUUAUUUGAAAUUUGGUUUGAGAAGCUGAAGGCAACAAUAGAAGCUAUUGACGAAACUGAAGAAAUACCGCUUACGGAUCAUAAUUUGAAAGAUAAAUUAGGCAUUCAUAUUCCAUUACCACAUGUACCAAUAGAAACUAAAAGUAUUUUCAAAUUUUUAAGACCAUCCAAUAUUAAAGUUGUUGGGUCUUAUAAUUCUGGAUCAGAAUGUAUUCUUGGAUCUAGAGUUACUAUAGAUGUAAUGGUAGAAAUACCAGCUGCCUUAUUUAGGAAACAGGAUUAUCAGAAUUAUAUAUAUUUUAGAAAAAAAGCAAUGUAUCUGUCUUUUAUAACAGCAGCUAUAGGAAGUGAUCUUGCAAAAAGCAAGAAGUUUGUUGGUGAUAAUCUCAGACCUUUGUUGAAGCUUCAGCUUAAUGGAAGGUUAAACAAAAAGAUAGAUGUAAUUAUACAUAUCUCUGUACAGGAGACUAGUUUCAAAUUAAACAGAUUUUUGCCCGAGAAAAAUAGUGUUAGACCAGGAUGGUAUUUUGGUAAAAAGUCCUUAGAAGAUAUUUCUCUACCAGCUACUCCUUAUUAUAACUCUUUAAUAUUGCACGAUUUAAUAAUGUCAAGUACAAAUUCUGAAAUUGCACAAACAAUAAGAGAAUAUCCAAAUCUGAGAGAUGGAAUAAUUUUAUUGAAAAUCUGGUUACGUCAACGUGACUUAAAUAAGGGAUUUGGUGGUUUUACUGGCCACAUUAUGACUAUGUUUGUGAUCUAUUUGCUGCGCAUAAAAAAACUUAAUACAUUUAUGAGUAGUUACCAGAUUGUACGGAAUGUUUGGGUCUGCUUAGCAUCGAAAAAUUGGUGGGAAAAUGGAAUUACUAUGUGUGAAGACAAAGCUAGUCAGGAACGAGUUUCCCAUUAUCACAAAUAUUACGAUUGUGUCUUCCUUGAUUCUACUGGAUAUCACAAUUUUGCGGCGAAUAUGUCGAGAAAUACAUUUUCAUGGAUCCAGAGAGAAGCAGAGCUGUGUCUAAAACACUUAGAUAACAUACAUGUGGAUAGUUUUCAAGCACUUUUUAUGCGAAAUGUAUCGUUCUUUAGAGCAUUUGAUCAUAUUUUAUGUUUCCAGAAUGAUGCAAUUUUAGAAGAAAUGGUAGAAAAUAAGUCUACUAUUGAGAAUAAAAUUAAUUACGGACCUGAUAAGCGCAAUCAAGCAAUUAAAUUGCUUGUUGAAGUUUUGGAAAAAGGUUUAAAAGAUAGAAUUAUUUGUUUGAGCAUAUUGCUCAAUGAUUAUAGAGAAUGGGAAUGUACUGAUGAUGCUCCAAAUAAUAUUGGAAAGAUUAUUAUUGGAUUUGAGUUGAAUCCUAAGACGUGGUUUAACAUUAUAGAUAAAGGACCUGAAGCCAAUUUAGCAGAAGCGGCUGACUUUAGAGAGUUUUGGGGCGCUAAGUCUGAAUUACGUAGAUUUAAAGAUGGAUCUAUUCGUGAGGCUGUAGUUUGGUCAAAAGGAAAAACUCUCGCGGAUAAAAGAGCAAUAUGCAAGAAAAUAAUAAUUUACUUAUUAAGAAGUAAGUUUAAUAUUAAGAAAAAUCAAUAUUUAUAUAUCGCGGAUCAAGCGGAAGACUUAUUGAAGUUGCAUAAGAACAAGAUAACACAUUUUGUGUAUCAUACCGGUGAAGAAGCUACGUUGAAAGUAUUACAAACUUUUAAUAUCUUAGAGAAAAAUUUAAUGUCACUGAAUGAUAUGCCUCUGAUGAUAAACGGUGUGCAAGGUUCAAGUCCAGUUUUCCGAUACACGGAAGUUUUUCCGCCUCUUGCUACCGUUUAUAAGCCCAUCGAUGGCGUUACCGAAGAGAAAAAAAAUUGCUUGAUUCUUUCGAAACACAUUGAGCAAUGUCCUCCGUAUGUUCACCCACUUGAGGUGACGUUACAAUUGUCGAUUAGUGGCAAAUGGCCUGAGGAAUUAGAAGCCAUUAAAAAAACAAAAGCAGCUUUUCACAUACAAAUCGCGGAGUGUCUUAGGAACCAGCAUCAGUUGAAAGUGCAAACCAGUCCUUCUUAUGUAGAUGUGUUUCAGGAUGGAUUGGUUUUCCGAUUAAGAGUAGCGCAUCAAAAAGAAAUUGCUUUAAUGAAACAAGUUAAAGAGAACGGAGUGAUUAAAUAUAGAGACACCAAAGAAUCCAUAGAGUUGGAAAACAAAUUGUUCCAUUUACCUAAAUUGAGCAGCGCCUUACAUGGAUUGCAUUCUCAGCAACCAUCGUUUGGUCCUGCAUGUUGUCUAGCAAAACGAUGGUUAUCGGCUCAGCUGUUGGAUGAUACUUAUAUGCCAGGAAUUGUAGUUGAAUUGCUCAUGGCGUCGAUAUAUCUAAUACCGGAACCGUAUAAGCCAGCUCAAAUGCCGCAAGUAGCAUUUCUACGGUUUCUAGAAGUUGUUGCGAGAGCUCACUGGAACACCGAUCCCGUCAUUGUUAAUUUUAAUAACGAAAUGAGCAACGAAGAAAUUGUUGCCGUAGAGACAUUGUUUAAUACAGCUCGCAGUUCGUUACCACCUUUAUUUAUAUCUACUCCUUACGAUCAGCAAAAAUCUUUAUGGACACGAGAAGCACCGUCUCUGCUGAUUUUAAAUCGCAUAAGUGCGCUUGCAAAGGCAUCGCUGGAAUCAUUCAAUGAUAUGUUGACUGAUAGUACGAUAGAUAUAAAACCUCUAUUUCGUCCCGCAUUGUCAGAAUACGAUUGUUUGAUACAUUUGAAGUAUGAGAUGAUCUGUAGAAGAUUGCAGGCGGUUGAUAUACCUGAUUCAGUGAACAUUGUAAACGUACAUCCAUACAAGAUGCAUUCGCUUCAAAAAAUUCCAGUUGUAGAUUUUGAUGCGGUGCAAUGUUUCUUAAAAGACUUACGGGAUGGUUACGGCGAUUAUGCCUUAUUUUUUCAUGAUACUUAUGGAGGUGCGGUAAUUGGAGUUCUAUUGAAACCUCAUGCUCUCGAGCCAAAAGAUUUUAAAGCGUCAGAAACUAACUGCAGAAAGCUUGACGCUAAUGGUAAACUUGUGCUGAACGUAUCAACAAUGAUUGAAGAUUUUUACGUUUUGGGACAAGGCAUCAUACGUACGAUUGAUGUGCCUAGUACUAAGAGAUUUUCAUUGAUAACGACAGAAUCGACUACGUAGAUACGAUCAGGUUUAAAAAAAAAAUCAUGUUUUUACAUUUAUUUAUAACAUGUAAUUCACCAAACAUAGAAAAUAUAUUUUA